CUAUAUAGCCCUUUUUUCGAGGGAGAAAAUGUAUUUCGAUGUGUUUGACCCCCGCUUUUUUUAGAGGCGGUGACUUCCCCUUGAGCUCUCGAUGUUCCAAAAGCCACAUGGCUGUUAUCAUUUUAGAUUGUUUUGCUUCUGUGUUGACUCAGCAUUCGUUUCAUUUAUCAAACCAAUUAGAUUUUAAUCACUGAUCUUCUUUUAAAAGAAUUAUUAUAAUGAACUUCCUCUUCCUCUGUACCUAUACAAAGACAACUCGUUGUUAAUUUUUAAUGAAUUCGUUUUACAUGUUUCUUCUCAAUCUGAUAGUCUACUUGGUCUUGAGGUGACUUCCAUCAAUAUAUCAAACGAAAUGUUGCCCUUCUAGUCUAGCCUGCUAACAUUUUCAAGUUCUCCGUGUUAAAACUUAGGCAGGUGUUUUGUAUGCAUAACGGGGCAGGAAGGCAAGAGUGAAUAAAAUUUUGAUCAUGAACAACUCUUCGCCCAGAACAAAUAAUCAUAGUGAUUAUGAUUUUGUGCUUGAAAGCUAUCCCCAGCGAAUCAUCAUCGCUUGCAUCCACUGCAUCAUCAUCGCUGUUGGCAUCAUUGGGAACAGCCAUGUGGUACUUGCUGUGCUGCUCUGCCGAAAGCUGAGGUCAUCCACCAACUGGCUGGUUGUCAAUCUCGGAAUGGCUGAUCUCCUAAACUGUCUUUUCCUUCCUUUCAAUGUCGUAGCAUUACUUACCAAGGAUGGGUGGCCCAUCGGUGAAUGGAUCUGUGCAAUGACAGGAGUCGUCACGAUGACCUGUCUAGGAGCUAGCAUCGUCAGUCUUGCUCUCAUUGCACACAAUAGAUUGACUCUCCUCACCAAGCCUAGGUUCACAUUCUACCGCUUCUACUCUAAUCGUAACCUGAUUGUGAUGGUUAUUUUAUCAUGGCUCUACCCGCUGUUGCUUGUCAUAAUCCCCCCGAUAGUAGGACUCGGAGUGUUAGGAUAUUCGGAAAACUACAAGGUAUGUCUGCAGGAUACCACUUUGCCAAACUCAGAUUAUUACAGUCUUAUUGCAGGGGUGGGCGUCAUCGUUCCUGCAUCCAUCAUCAUAGUAAUCAUCUACGUACUCAUAUAUCGAUAUGUUUCGCGCCAUAAUAAGGCUUUUGAGAGAAGAUUGGCCGAAUCGAGCAAAGCUGGAAGUUCUAAAUUUACUCCAACCAGUCUUGAUAUGAGUACCAAUUGGACAGAAUCCAGGGAUCAUCAGCAAACGAACGAAGACGUUGCUGGCAGUUCGAGGCUAAACUGUGAGAAAUUUGGCAAUGCUGGAAACGGCAGCACAUUCACGGAUUCUUCUCAUAUCAACAACCAAAAUGAUACAUCAAACCUGUCAAGUACUGGGAACCUGACAGAAAGUGAUGAUGCCGAAAGACAAAACAAUCCAUCGGACAACCCAUGUAAAACUAAUGAAGAUGAAAUAGAAAGUAAAGUUAAAUCCCAAGCUGAAGAUAGAGCAUCAACGUCAGACGAUCGUAUCAGCCAGGCUAACCUAGAAAAUAAAGAAUCUUCAAAUCCUAGAAGGGAUUUCCAAACACCCGAAAGAACUGAUGAUCUGAAACCUUCGCCUAAAAUUUCGCGCCACAACAUAAACGUCACCAAACGUCUGUUCCUGGUGGUGAUUUCUUUCUUUCUCUGUUUUCUUCCAUUUGGGAUCUGUGUGAUGGUGCCUACCAGUGAUCCAGCGGUUCCAUGGGCUAACCUCCUGGUGAUGCUCAACAGUUGUAUCAAUCCUAUCCUCUAUGCUGGUACUAUGCCUCUAUUCCGGAAGGUAAUGUGGUGUAUAGCUCGAUGUCGAUACCACAGUAUCCCGGAGCCAGUCGAUUUGGUACGCUUUUGCCGUAGGCAUCAAUUGUAAACUCUGGAUGAAAUUUUUUUUUAAUUUACUGCAUAAUAGAUUUUUGAAAUAGAACUGAAAGAUGUACUAGUCUAAGCUCAAAAGGCAAGAAGUAUCAGUUAGUCUUUUAAAGUUUUCCGGGAGCCUUGGUCAGUCUUCAAGAGUUUUUUCAGUGGUCUCUGUCAGUUUUCUCAUAAAGAUUCAUGGUUAAUUUGCCGAAGAUCUCUGGUAGUGUGACACAUUACCUUUCAGUGCUCUCUCGAUAGUCUUAUUGAUCUUUUAAAGUGUCUUCAGCUGUCUUCACUAACCUUGACUAUCCGUCACAUUCAUUUAUGGUCACAUUAAAAUGUAUAUACAAGCUAUGAUUCUACGUAAAUCGUAAGAUAAUGUUUAUUUCUGUCUAUGAUAUCUAUUAUAAAUUGUCUACAAAAUAUCCUAAGUUAUGUUAUGCAUAUAAAUAAUAAUAAUAAUAAUAUGUUCAUUUUUAUAUAGCGCUCUUACAAUAUAUCAUCGUUUCACAGCGCUUUAUACACAGAAGGAAUAGAAAAUUAUAAUAAGAAAUACAUGUGAAUAUUAUUGAUUAAAAGCAGUCUUGAGAUGUUUCUUAAAUACUUCCAAAGAAGGAGUCGCAUAUAUCUUGGAAGGUCAUUCCAGAGUCUUGGAGCACAUGUCUGAAAAGCAUUGUCACCUGCUUUAGUAUUUACCAUGUACCAUUAAAUCAUUGAAUGUAAUUAUGAACGAAGGACAUUAAUUUGUUUUAUUCUUUAUGGGUUCUAGGACAAUUACCACC
Molecule: messenger RNA, 2652 nt
Organism: Lytechinus variegatus (green sea urchin)
Lineage: Eukaryota; Metazoa; Echinodermata; Echinoidea; Temnopleuroida; Toxopneustidae
Product: muscarinic acetylcholine receptor M4-like
Exons: 1
Coding region: 468-1883 (471 amino acids)
Biological process (GO): G protein-coupled receptor signaling pathway
Cellular component (GO): membrane
Molecular function (GO): G protein-coupled receptor activity
Source: RefSeq, a predicted model, not a curated record